GCGCGAAGCGAUGGCGACGGUGGUCUCAUCGGCGGUGGCGGCGGCGCUCGAGGCGGCCUUCAACAGCCCGCCGUUCGAGCCGCCACCAGGCUUGUGGCAAGAGAUGCCAGCGCAGCCGCCGCGCCCGCCCCCCACGGAGGCGCCGCGGCCCAAGGCGCGGGCUCGGCCGAGUUCGACACCGCCAGUGGAGCCCCCCUGGCUAGCGCUGGAGGACGGCCAGGUGAACGAACCCCAGGGCAAGGAGGGCGACCAGGGCGGCGUGCUCCAGCGCAGGAACCGCUGGACGCGGGGGCCCACUCCAUCGACGGCGCCAUCGGCGGCUACUCCGAGCCCCAGCUCGCCAAGGCCGUCGGCUCGCCAGGUGUUCUUCGACGCGCUGGAGGCGCACAAGGAGGAGGCCGAAUGGGAGGAGCUCCGCCAGCUUCGCAAGCACCGCGAGAUCCGCGAGCAGCGCAAGGCGGAGAAGGAGGCCCGCAAGAAGGAGAAGAAGGCGGCGGUCGCGCAGCCCGCGCCGCUGAAGAGCCCCACGGCGCAGGAGGCCGGGAUGCCCAAGCUGGUCAUGAUGUACUCCCUGGACGCCCAGGACAUCGAGGAGGAAUGGUUGAAUGGAGUCAACAUGUGGUACCUCGAUCUGGACGACUUCGACACGAAGCAUGAGGAGCCUGCCGUGAUGGAUGUGGGCGCGCAGCAGCUGGUCACCAUCGACGAGCAGGAGAGCCUCAACACGGACUACCAGAUGCCUGGCGUGGCGGAUGCGGCCGCAGAGAAGCUGGACACCGCCGGCGCUGAGACGAUCGUCGAGAUCGCGGGCAGUAAUCACAAUGACAUCUACGUGGGCAUGAGGGGGCUGCAGGACCAGCGACUGAACCCGCUGGGCAGUGCAGCGGCUCCCGACGACGAGAAGCUUGUCGUAACGGCGGAGGGCUCGAAGCAGCAGGACUCCGUCAACGUGCAGAUGAGCUCCAACAUGGACAUGGGCGUGAGUGGGCGGAAGGACCAGCGGCCGAAGCCGCUGGAUGGAUCUGCGACUCAGGAUGACGAUACGUUCAAGGCGGUGCUGCAGCAGAACGCCGAGGCCUUCUCCAAGGUGGAGCUGGUAUGGGCGCAGCGUGCAGCAGUGGCGAGGCUCAAGACCGACACCAUCGACAAGGUCCUACAUGCGCCUGGUGGUGGUGGCGGCCCUGGCCAUGGUCUUCGUGAUCCACGCCCGAGGGCCUCAUACCUCGAAGUGGCGGUCGGCACGGAGGCCUACAAGGACAUCAAAGAGCUGGAGGACGUAAAGCUCAGGUUGGAGAGCAACGGCCUCAAGCUGUGUGACGAGAGCCUGAAGGCGCUCGCGAAAUACUUCAAGGACGGCGGCUGCUGGAACACCUUCCUCGAGUGGGCCGCGGCGAUGCGCGAGGGCGCUG
Prorocentrum cordatum is the source of this 1409-nucleotide messenger RNA. Lineage: Eukaryota; Dinophyceae; Prorocentrales; Prorocentraceae. The record is from the annotation of a GenBank genome assembly.